UUAGCCUUGGAGAUCUGGACGGGCUGGGUAGGUGAAACAGUCCACAUGCCUUUGGCUAGAGACUUACUGCAUCCUUCCUUGGAAGAGGAAAAGAAAAAACAUAAAAAGAAACAACUCUUUCAAAGUCCAAAUUCAUAUUUUAAGAAUGUAGAAUGUCCAGGUUGCUACAAGAUUACCACAGUUUUCAGCCAAGCUCAGACAGUGGUGCUUUGUGUAGGUUGUUCAAUGGUGCUGUGCCAGCCAACAGGAGGAAAGGCCAGACUUACAGAAGGGUGUUCAUUGUAAAGAGAGCAGCACUAAUGAUCCACACAGCUUCCUGAAUUUGUGUGAUAUCACAGAAAGCCUUAUCAGUUCAGUAAUUCUAGUUAACCUACCAAGAUAAUGUAGUUUUGUUUAAUUUUGUAACAUACACAGCAAUGCUCACCUAUUUUGGUGUCAGUUUUUCAAUAAAGUUUUGAUUAUGGGCAAAAA
Camelus dromedarius (Arabian camel) is the source of this 471-nucleotide messenger RNA. Its product is annotated as small ribosomal subunit protein eS27-like. NCBI's taxonomy places the organism in Eukaryota, Metazoa, Chordata, Mammalia, Artiodactyla, Camelidae. Gene Ontology annotation, biological process: translation; ribosomal small subunit assembly. The coding region runs from base 46 to 285 and encodes 79 amino acids. The transcript has a single exon. The record is from RefSeq and is a predicted model, not a curated record. Gene Ontology annotation, molecular function: RNA binding; structural constituent of ribosome. Gene Ontology annotation, cellular component: ribosome; cytosolic small ribosomal subunit.